Scophthalmus maximus (turbot) is the source of this 3429-nucleotide messenger RNA. Its product is annotated as transmembrane protein 211. The transcript has 3 exons. NCBI's taxonomy places the organism in Eukaryota, Metazoa, Chordata, Actinopteri, Pleuronectiformes, Scophthalmidae. Bases 447 to 1190 code for a protein of 247 amino acids. Gene Ontology annotation, cellular component: membrane. The record is from RefSeq and is a predicted model, not a curated record.
CCCAGGCGCGGAGCGCGCCUCUGUCCGCGACCAGGCAGCAGAGAGUGAGUGAGUGAGAGGAGCGGAGGAGUCCAGCGGCUCCGGCACUUGUUUGUCUCUCUCUCUCCGUGCGACUGCUCCUCCUCCUCCUCCUCCUCCUCCUCCUCCCGCUGCGCAGCCGGUUCAGGGUGUGACAAACACCUGGCGUGUCACAUUUGGGCUGCGUUUCUCUCUCUCGCCUGAGCGGAGGACGCGGGUGACUUGACUUUUAUCCCGUGGCUCCUCUUGCCGGUGGGUCUUUGGAUGUUGGUGGUUUUUAUCCAGCCGAGCCAGAUGUUCCGGGCACGCGCGCACUCACGCGGGCUCCAGCUGCGGAUCGUCCGGUGAUUUCGUGUUUCGGUUCUUUCGGUGCUGAUGCCGCGCGCCGGUUGGUCAGGGGGCCAAAGUUGAAGAGCCGUGAGCUCCAAAUGCAUUCGCUCCUGGGCCGGGAAAAGAAAGAAGAAGAAGCCGGGUUCGGGAUCGGGAUCGACCUGGGUCUGUCUCCGGGCUUCCCGCCCCACGCUGCCGCCAUGUUCAGCUGUGUGGGCUGCUUCUGGGUGCUGCUCUCCUCCGCCCUGGUCGCCGUCUGCAGCUUCAGCUUCAUCUCCCCCGCCUGGAUUGUCAAGGACCAGCUGAGGAACAACAACCACCACAACCAGCAGCAGCAGCAGCAGCACCUGCACAACAAGGACUCGGUGAGCUUCGGCCUGCUGUGGCACUGCUCGGAGUCUCUGGACCACAUGUACCGGUGCUACACCUUCGGGGGACUGGGCAGAUUCGCGGAGAUCCCCUCCAGCUCCUGGCAGACCAGUGCGGUGCUGUGUUCAGGCGGCUGUGCUCUGCUGGCUGUCAGCUCCCUGUUGGCCAUCAUCACCAUCUUCCUGCCCAGUGGAGGAUGUGAGAGGAGGAUCUGCACCCUGGCUGGUUACAUGCAGAUGGCUGCAGUGUUCAUCAUGGCCGCCGGUCUGCUGGUCUACCCCUUCGGCCUGAACUCCUCACUGGUGAGGUCCUUCUGCGGGGACGCCGACAUCUACUACGCCGGCGAGUGCCAGAUCGGCUGGGGCUACAUGCUGGCCAUCGUCGGAGUCAUGCUCACGGUCUUCUUGCCCUUCUUUGCCAAAUAUGCACCGAAAGAGCAGCUGUCCCCGACCCCUUUGCCCACGCUGUUAUAGUGCAUUGAAAUGAAGUCUUGUGUUUUUGUUUUUCCCUCCCGGCCACAUUCUCUAACCUGGACUUGAUGUCACGGAGAGACUCCUGCAUCCCAUUUUUACUGCUGGGAAGCCCUCCUCAGUGAUAACUGAAGCAACAAACACUGUCUUCCUACAUCAUUGUGUCAUGAAUUCGAAUUCAGUUCUUUGAAAUGGAAUGUUUUUAUGUUACAAUAAAACUCUGUGGUUAUGAUUUUGAGCCUCGUGUCAGAAGUUUUCCCCCAGUAUAUCUGUUCCUUCAUGUCAGCUGUGGGGGGGGGGGGGGGGGACUGUCAGAUGAUGCAAAGAGUAAUAACUAAAUGUGAUAAAUGUAUUUUUUUGUUUUUUCUCCCUCUAUUGUGAAAAAACAAGUCACCGCGCUCAGUGUGCAACAUUCCUAAACAGACGUUGGAAGUUGCGCGGAUAGAGACGAUGAGCUCAUGUGGCAGUAUGACAAGAGGUUGUGACUCACAGAGAGAGACAAUUCUUAACAGACAGAGUCCAUCAUGGUCUCGAUUUGACAGAGCUAACGUUUGAGCUUUGAGAAAAAAAACAAUUGAAAGGUGAACUCUGAUGCUUAUGGGGGAUUUUUGCUCUUCAGACUUUGUUCUGCCUCUCGGUCUUGCGAGCGGGAGCGGGAACCAGCGGGAGUCAAGAAUAUGUUUCAACUUUUCGACGACAGCACUUUCAGUAACCUGUCACGAAGAUAAGGACAAUUAACACAGCGUCGGACCUGCCAAGAGGACCAAAUGGAAAUGAUGGAAGUCUCUUCAGAUAACAAGAAAGUGAAUUCUGAUAACAUUUGGUGGCUUCAUAAAACAGUUUACGUUGGGAUACUACAUCCUUUUGUUAAUCUUUUCCCCCCAGAAUCCUUUGUGUCGUGUAACCUGCUUGUUGAACAUGAACAAUUUGUUUUGCCUGCAACUCACAAUACUAAACUACAAUUCAGGAAAAAAAAUAUGAGCGAUCGCAAAAGGCAGGGAGAUGUAGGAAUUUUGUCCCAAAAAAAAAUGCAUGAUACGAUGGGCUUUGUUAAUAUGGUAGAACAAUUGAUCUAGAUUUUAAAUGUGAUCUGACCAACUUGUGCCUUUUAACAUAACCAAGACAAGUGUUUAAUACAAUGAUCAGGUUAUUAUCUUUUUUUCUUUUUCUUCUGCUGAAGAACUGUGGGUCCUGUUGUGUGAAGUGAUUUGUUAUUUCACUUUUUUUACCCUGUUAUAUUUUUUUCUUCCUCUCAGAGGUGAAGUGUUUCUCGUGUACUUGAUGCAGUAUGAUCUCAUUAACCUGAGAAUAUGCUGGUGGGGGGGAAUAUAAUUGUCUUGUAAUCCUUGGAGGUAAUGACAGAGAGUUGGGGGGGAAGCAGUGCACUUGUGUUCAAAUUAUGCCCUGAGAUAUUUUUUCCAAUUAUCUUGUAGAGUUACAUCACUUGAAUCGCUAUAUUAAAAAGGUUGUGACACGCGGCUAACAGAUUAAUUCCUGGCCUUUUGUCAUCUGUGCUGAGCUGACACAUUACUCAUAUUGUGCAAAAACGUGGCUUCAAAUAAUUAACCCCCCAUAUAAGCAAACGUGUUGGUGUGUUUUGUUCCCGUCCAACCCACGUCUCCUUUUGAAGCGCUGGCACCGUUCCCUGUCGUGUUCUGAGGACAAAUUGUCUACUUCUCCCACCUACUGUCCCUGCACACUGCCAAUUUAAUCAAGCUGGACUCCCCUUUUUCUAGUGUGUGUUCAUGUGCGUAUUUGUGUUUAACAAUUUGGAGUCUGCCAACGGUUUAAACUUCGAAAUAUUCCGAAAAUUCGGGCUCCCACAAUGACAUAUCCUGACAUUUAGAAAUUGACUGUGAUGAUGUCUCCCCAUUUGACAGGUUGGGAAAGAAUUGUUGGUAUUGUACUGGACCUCAUACUGUGCUCGGCUGUGGGAGUGAAUGGCGUAACUGCACUGGACUUGUUCCCCUUAUUUGUUGAACCAUUGUUUGUAGUCUCAGCACUGGUGAAAGUGUUUUUGGUAGAGUAGAUUAUUGUUUUUUUUCUCCCGCAUUGUGAUGUUUGACUGUAAAUAAACCUAACUGUACUUGAUAUCACACGUUAUUCUUAACUGCCCCCAUUUUUGAAAGAUAUAUUUUGAGAUAUUACCCCGUCGUGUUUGCUUUUCCCCGACUCAAACCCUAAACAAUGUUGGCUGUUCUGUGAAAUUUUUCUUUGUAAUAAAAAAAUACUUCAGAACUUA